Molecule: messenger RNA, 1507 nt
Organism: Anopheles stephensi (Asian malaria mosquito)
Lineage: Eukaryota; Metazoa; Arthropoda; Insecta; Diptera; Culicidae
Product: SAP domain-containing ribonucleoprotein
Exons: 3
Coding region: 187-1194 (335 amino acids)
Biological process (GO): poly(A)+ mRNA export from nucleus
Cellular component (GO): nucleus
Source: RefSeq, a predicted model, not a curated record
CUCCUGUCAAAAACGUCAACUCAAAACAACAAUCAAGCCAUCACAUAAAAGUUUCUCUUCGUGUGUAGAAACACUUUUACUUUAUUAAACAAAUCGGUAGGAUUAGCCCCGAAUCUUAUCAAAAGUAGUGUUUGACUUUGACCCAUUCUCAGCUGAACGUUCGCGAAAACACUUAACCGCCGCAAAAUGAGUGAUAGUGAUGUUUCCAAGAUGAAGGUUGCGGACCUGAAAAAGGAACUAAAGGCACGAGGUCUAAGUGUGAUGGGCAACAAGAACGAGCUUGUAGAUCGGCUACAAACUGCAUUGUUGGAUGGUGGCGAUGUAUUGGAGGAUACGGCCAACUCAGAAGAUCUGCUAGACGACGAGCUCAAUGAUGAUCUGCUGGAUGAGGACAAAGAUCUCACCGACCCGGUGGCGGAGGAGGAGCAGAUACUGAAGUCGCCCACGCCGAGCGAAACUUCGAAAUCGAUUUCGCCCGACCAACCACGAAAGCCGGAAGACGAACCGAACCAAACCACGGACAAGUCCGACGUGCCAGCGGCAACCCCUCGUAAGAUAUCUCUCAAGCGAAACAUUUCCAUCACAAAGCCCACACUUGCGUCGGACGCGGCCGGCAGUCCGCUGGCUGAAGCACCGAAAGCACAAAGGCAACCGUUUUCGACUACGUCAUCCAGCGCUGCCAACAGUGGAAGCGAUGGGGAACCGGAAAAGAAGGUUGUCAAGCUUGGGCAGCUUACCGCGCUGGAACGGUUGGAAAUGAGAGCGAAAAAGUUUGGUGCCACCGCGACGGGAGCAUCGCCGCCGUCCACUACUCCUGCCGCGUCCACCACCACCACCACCACCAACAGUACCACCGCUGGUACGGACAAAAUGCAGGCUCGUGCGGCAAGAUUUGGACUGACCAGCUCGAGCAGCAUUACAGCGCCAAACAAUAGUACACCGGCGUCCCUGGAUGCGUUGAAAAAGCGUGCCGAACGGUUCGGUUGUUCCGUGUCGUCUGAAAUGAGCAAACUGGAGCAGGAGGAAAAGCUUGCAAAGCGACAGGCUCGGUUCGGUCAGACGGCGGCUACUACCGGCACACCGGCAUCUAACGGUGCCGCCGCCGCCGCUGCCACCGGGAAGGUUUCAGCUGCUUCGGUGGAUUACGCCGAAAAGGCAAGGUUAAGAUUGGAGCGGUUCAAAUCUGCCGCCUAAGUGCGAAAGAAUCUUGAUUUUCCCCAUUUUUUCGGCGAAACAUCAUACUUUUAUGCAGUUUGUCAAUAGUGGUGUAUCGUAAGCUUCAUCCGGGGGUGAGAGCGUGUUCGAGCAGGAAUGAUACGCGUGGCGGCUCUGUCUCCGGAGCAACUGCGCUGCGGACGCAAUGACAAACAGGUACGACAGAAUGAGCUACAAUUUAUUGUAAAAUAAGACAAAACUCAAUGAUGUAGAGCGGCGUGUCAGUAGUGGCAAUUGAACGUUAGUGUUUUUUUUUCAAUCCAUCAUUAAAUAAACUUAAUAUAUAAUGGAA